AUGUCUUCGAGUGUCGCCGGUCGCCGCAAGGGCAGCAAGGGCAGCAAGGUCGCGAGACCUAAGAGUGAUUCUAUACCUUCAAAGUCCACAUCAUUAACCAUUAGUGGACCGACAAAAGCAAUGCAGUCUUCUGCACGAACUUCCGCUAAAAAUGGCAAUGGUAAUUUGCCCACCAAGUCACAGAGUCGAAUGACACAGGGACAAAAUGCUGCCGACCCCAAACCAAACGUCUUUGAAUUUCUCCAAGAAGGCGAAUCCUCGUCAUCCCCUGCAUCUGAAAGCGACUCGGGAGAGGAGGAGGAAGAAGAGCAAGAGAAUAGAGGAACAGUAGAGGCUCAUACCCCCGUUAAUUCGCGAUUGGCGCGGGACGUAGGCUUGCCCUCUCCCGAGUCUUCAUUCAGGGCAAGCAGCCCUGAACAAACGUUCUCUGUCGCGUCAAGAGACUCAAUCUCCACCGAUAUUGAGCCUACGACACCACCAGAUGGGUCACCCGCUGCCGCUUACCUGCGACUAGCCCAUAAACAUAUCACGCAAUCGCGAGGUCGGCGGUCUGAUGUCCAUUAUCAAGGACGGAGCAUGUCAAGGGACCACCAGUCUGAUUACUCGGCUCCGGAAGACUAUUACAUCUCUACGCGCUCACGACCGCCACAACGUAGAAAGCAUUCUUCAUCACCCGUUCAGAACGGAACAGCAGGGCCUUUGGUGCCAGCUGAUAAGAAGCGGGAGAUGACGAAGAACGACGGUCCAUCGAGUGAAGCUGGCUGUGUGUCUGGUUAUGCAUCUCUAGCCUCUAAGCUUGACUCUUCAGGUAAAGAUACUCAAAAGCUUACACCAUUGUACCGGCGAUUUGAGAACGUGAAUCACCGUAUUCUUUUGUAUCUGCAAGACGAGAUCUCUCAAAUGGAGGAAGAACUACAACUAAUGGAUAAGUACGAUGCGAAUCAUCGUGCUGCUGUUGCCGAGGAAGAGGGUGUUCUUCCUGAACCUGCCUCACGGCGCAUGGAUGUUGAGGCUUGCCAUUUCUCUGGCUUUCAUGCUAGACGGACAGAGCUUAUGGAGAGACUUUCUUACAAGAUCAAUCAAUACAACGACGCUCUAUACAACUACAAUAGAAUGCGACAAUCCUUGUCGCCGGCCUCAUCUAGAGACGUACAUACAUACCGCGCAUGGAUACACGAGAAUGCACCCAUCGCUAAAAACGAAACCAAAUUUCUAGACCAUGAGCUAGAUCUUAUCUCUAUGAACGCGGUCGCAAAUGCCAAGGGCGACAAUAGCAUAUUGUACUUCAUCAUUGGAGUGAUGUCAGCUGCAUUGUUGCUACCUCUUUUGGCAUAUUAA
Messenger RNA from Talaromyces proteolyticus, 1338 nucleotides. RefSeq lists its product as uncharacterized. The record is from RefSeq and is a predicted model, not a curated record. The transcript has 2 exons. Lineage: Eukaryota; Fungi; Ascomycota; Eurotiomycetes; Eurotiales; Trichocomaceae. Bases 1 to 1338 code for a protein of 445 amino acids.